This is a messenger RNA of Prorocentrum cordatum, 1507 nucleotides long. The record is from the annotation of a GenBank genome assembly. Lineage: Eukaryota; Dinophyceae; Prorocentrales; Prorocentraceae.
GACGCUAGACUCCAUCGAGAUCGAGGGCGGCUUCUACAUUGUGACGGAGCCUUGCGUCCCCCUUCUGUCCGACGAGGCGGCGGACCCCAGCUCCGACAGGGAGCCAGCCGUUUGGGGCGUCUACCAGGCCCUCGACGCGCUCUCCUUCCUGCACCAGAGCGGCUUCACGCACGGGCUGAUCGGCCCCACCAGCAUCUUCGUGACGCCGCAGGGCGACUACAGACUCGGCGCCUUCGAGCUUUGCAGGAAAGGCGCAGACGCCGCGUCGAUGAUAGCCGGCAGGCGGAGGAGCGGCCCAAGCGUCAUGGGGCUGCCGGACCCGCCCGCCCACCUCGCGGAUGCCACCGCGCCCACGCAGGGCUUGGACUUUUGGGGGGCCGCCCUGCUCUUGGCGUACGUCUACGGGUCCGCCCGAGCGGGCCGCCGGGGCGCCGACUACAGGGUCGACAUGGCCAAGGCCGGGCCGGACUUGCCCGCGGAGUUGCGGAAGCCCUUCGCGGAGCUGCAGAGACCCGGACCGCUGCGAGGGCGAGAUCCUAUCGCGGACGUCGUCGCGCUGCCGUACUUCCAAGAGCACCCCUGCGUGCAGGUGAUGAGAUUCCUCAGCGAGCUGCACAUACGGUCGCCGGAGGAGAAGGAGGCGUUCUUUGCCGGCCUGCCUCAGCUGCUGGACAGCGUCCCGCAGUCGACGCAGACGAAGCAGGUGCUGCCGGAGCUGCUGACGGCGCAGAAGUUCCCGGGCCAGGAGGCGGCCCAGGUGUUGCCAUCCAUCCUAAAGAUCUCCAAGAGGCUGGAGGAUCACGAGUUCAAGGAGAAGAUCGCACCCCUCGUGGUGAAUCUCUUCACGAUGCCUGAUCGUGCUGUCCGCUUUAGGCUGCUCAGCUCGCUGGGCGAGAUGAUCGAUAUGAUGGAUGACUCGAUGAUCAACGACAAGAUCUUCCCCGAGUGCGUCAACGGCUUCACAGACUCGAACGGGCCGAUUCGGGAAGCAAGCGUUAAGAGUCUGAUAUUUUUCGUGCCCAGGCUUAAGGCGAAGACCGUUGAGGCUAGGGUCUCGAAGAUCUUGGUCAAGUUGACCACCGAUCCGGAGGCGUCCAUCCGCACCAACACCGUGAUCUGCUGCGGGCGGAUCUCGAGCAGCCUGCCGAAGGCCGUGGCCAACCAGACGUUGAUGGCCGUGCUGGCUGCUGGCAUCAAGGAUCCCUUCGGACCAUGCCGCACAGCAAGCCUGCAGACGCUCCUCGCUACGUCGUCCCUGUUUAGCAUGGAGGACAUCGCGACGCGGCUGCUGCCGAACGUGUGCCACCGAUUGAUCGAUCCCGACCCGGGUGUCUCCAGCACCGCCUUCCAGGUUCUAAACGAUUUGCAGGUCCAGCUCAAGCAGCAGGUCGAGGAGAAGCAGGUGGCGGUGCGUCUCCUCUCCAAGUGGGCUUUGGUUGGAUCUGGGGUAGAGUUAGUAUGGUUGGGUGACUGGGUGCGUUGGGAAGGGCAGAGGGCUGCCGACUAG